Messenger RNA from Arvicola amphibius (Eurasian water vole), 3023 nucleotides. RefSeq names its product nuclear receptor coactivator 5 (gene Ncoa5). Gene Ontology annotation, cellular component: nucleoplasm. The record is from RefSeq and is a predicted model, not a curated record. Lineage: Eukaryota; Metazoa; Chordata; Mammalia; Rodentia; Cricetidae. Bases 164 to 1882 code for a protein of 572 amino acids. The transcript is spliced from 8 exons. Gene Ontology annotation, biological process: regulation of signal transduction.
GCCGCCAUUGCCUCGUGCCCGCGCUGGUCGGUUGGUGGCGCCUUUGUCCUACGGCGGGCAGGUGGGCUGAAGCCGAAGCCGUAGCGGCGGGUCUGAGGCGGAGGAGCGGCGGGGAGGCGGCCGCGCUGGUAGCGAUAUUAAUAAGGCAGCGGAAAGAAGAAAUAUGAAUACGGCUCCAUCAAGACCCAGCCCCACACGAAGGGAUCCCUAUGGCUUUGGAGAUAGUCGAGAUACAAGGCGUGAUCGCUCUCCAAUUCGAGGAAGUCCAAGGCGAGAACCCAGGGAUGGCAGGAAUGGCCGAGAUGCCCGCGAUAGCAGAGACAUUCGAGACCCUCGGGACUUGCGGGACCACAGAGACAGCCGGGACAUUCGGGAUCACAGAGACAGCAGAAGUAUACGUGAUGCUCGGGACCUGAGGGAUUUUCGGGACUUUCGUGAUCUAAGAGACUCUAGAGAUUUUCGAGAUCAUCGAGAUCCUGUGUAUGACAGAUACAGAGACAUAAGAGACUCUCGAGACCCUCUGUACAGGAGGGAAGGCUCUUACGACCGCUAUUUGAGGAUGGAUGACUACUGCCGGAGAAAGGAUGACUCUUACUUCGACCGCUACAGGGACAGCUUUGAUGGACGAGGUCCUCGUACAAAAGAGCGUUUGAAACGUGAGGAACGGCGUAGAGAGGAGCUUUAUCGUCAGUAUUUUGAGGAGAUCCAGCGACGCUUUGAUGCUGAGAGGCCUGUGGACUGCUCUGUUAUUGUGGUCAACAAACAGACUAAAGAUUAUGCUGAGUCUGUGGGGCGGAAGGUCCGAGACCUCGGCAUGGUUGUGGACCUGAUCUUCCUCAACACAGAGGUGUCGCUCUCACAAGCUCUGGAGGACGUCAGCCGGGGAGGGUCUCCAUUUGCCAUUGUCAUCACCCAGCAGCACCAGAUCCACCGCUCUUGCACAGUCAACAUCAUGUUUGGAACUCCACAAGAGCAUCGCAACAUGCCCCAGGCAGAUGCCAUGGUGCUGGUGGCCAGAAAUUAUGAGCGCUACAAGAAUAACUGUCGGGAGAAGGAACGUGAGGAGAUUGCCCGACAGGCAGCCAAGAUGGCUAAUGAAGCCAUUCUACAGGAAAGAGAUCGUGGAGGCCCUGAGGAGGGAGGUCGUGGGGGGCACCCUCCAGCCAUCCAGAGUCUCAUCAACCUCCUGGCAGACAACAGAUACCUCACUGCAGAAGAGACAGACAAGAUCAUCAACUACCUGCGUGAGCGGAAGGAGCGGCUCUUGAGGAGCAGCGCCGACUCUCUGCCUGGCCCGAUUUCCCGCCAGCCACUCAGGGAGGCCUCGAGUGCCUCGCUGAAGACACAAGCAAGUUCCCAACCGCUUCAGAGCAGCCAAGCGCUCCCCUCCGCUACACCCACUCCAGCUGCACCCCCCACCUCCCAGCAAGAGCUUCAGGCCAAAAUCCUCAGCCUCUUCAAUAGUGGCACAGUUGCGGCCAACAGCAGCUCUGCAUCCCCCUCAGUUGCUGCCGGAAGCUCCCAGAACCAGAAUUUUUCCACAGCAACAAACAGCCAGCCUCAGCAAAGACCACAGGCCUCAGGAAAUCAGCCUCCAAACAUUGUGGGACAGGCAGGGUCUACUCGGAACAUGGGCCCCAGGCCUGGGGCUCCUUCCCAAGCACUCUUUGGUCAGCCUUCCAGUCGCCUGGCACCUGCCAGCAGCAUAGCUAGCCAGAGGCCUGUAUCUUCCACAGGUAUUAACUUUGACAAUCCAAGUGUACAGAAGGCUCUGGACACCCUGAUCCAGAGUGGCCCUGCCCUUUCCCACCUGGUUAGCCAAACUGCAGCACAGGUGGGGCGACCCCAGGCCCCCAUGGGAUCUUACCAGAGGCAUUACUGAGGCUCUACUAGUCCACUGUCCUUAGUCCCCUUUCUCCCUGGCCCCUCCCACUUCAUCCUAAGUAGAGAUGUUUGAAAGUGUUCUUUGCACUCUCCAGGUCAACAUCAGAUUCCUAGGUUUCUCACACCGCUCCUUCCUGCGGCUGUUGCUUACCACUUAACAGAACCAGAACUCAGACUGCUUUGGGGCUGGAGCUUUUAUUUGGGUUGAAAAUAAGUGUUCCUGGGGUCUAGGCUCAGCUUCUGUCUGAUGGGGUUGCUCUGGCCCUUGCUGGUGGAUUUGGAGGAAAAAAGGAAGAAACCAAAUUCCGGCUGCCCCAGUUUGGAGCACUAUUUGUGGAGUCAGUGGUCACGGCCUUUGUUUCCACCUCCUCACAUCAGGCAGGCAGUGUCCCAUCAGAGAAUGGAACUCCAGCUCAAGGACUCAGAUUGGCUACUCUGAACUGGGGAAGCGUGACAUGGCAGCCACAGAAGAGAAGACUCUGUCUGCAGCAGAAUGGUCCCUUGGGUGUUGGCUUGGUUUUGUAGUUUCCCAUUUUCUCGGAGGGUCUGCAGAUGACUAAGCGGCUCACUCAGGACUUUGACAUGAAUUGUGACUCUGGGGCCCGCUGCUCGCUCUCCACAGCGUUAGUUGGCACUGAGAGGGCAUCUCCAGACUUACAAUGGACACCCAUGUUUUCAGUGGUUUAUUUUGAGCCCCGGACUUUUGUUUGCAUCCAGGCUCUUGUUCUCUUUUCUGAUGAGCAGGAGGUAGGGACCAUUUGAUGUUAGACUGUGGACGCUGGAUAUGUUCUCAGCAUUCGUAACUUUGGAGUCAGUGACACUUGGAGGGCUAUGGCUGCCACCCUGAAUGGAGCCGAAGGAAAACACCUCUGCCUCUGGGAAAGACUGCUCAUAAGAACCCUGUGGAUCAGAUCUGUGGGAGAGGAGGGCCUGAUUGCCCUCAGGCAAGAAUGGGAGCUCCAGUUGAGUCCCUGCCAGGGGUUGAGCAAACCGGUUUCAAAACCCAAGGUCCCCAAAUGGCAGCAGUUUAUGUUCUGAUCUGUUUGUGUUAUAUGGUGGGUUUUUUUCCCCCUCUUUGGAACUCUUGUGUUGUUGAUAAAAUGAAAUAAUUACUUUUUAAUUAAAAUAAGAAAGUCAGA